AUGGAUAAGAAGGUGGCCAUCGUGGGAGCUGGGAUCAGUGGCCUUCUUGCCUGCAAGUACACUCUUUCGAAGGGCUUCCGUCCCAUUGUUUUUGAAUCCACUAGCACCAUUGGAGGCGUAUGGACCAAGACUGUGGAGACUACAAAGCUCCAAACUCCUAAAGCAUUCUACCAAUUCUCAGAUUUUCCAUGGCCAUCUUCAGUGGAAGAGGACCAUCCCAACCACAAUCAGGUAUUAGAAUACAUAGAGUCGUAUGCUCGCCAUUUCGAUUUGGUCAGGCACAUCAAGUUCAAUACAAAAGUGUGUGGCAUGGAGUUUGAAGGCCCAUCUGAGGAUGAGAUGCAAUCUUGGAGUCUUUGGGGUGGCACUGGAGAGCCUUUCAGCUCAGAAGGGAAAUGGAAAGUUAUAGUAGAAGAGAAGCAAAGCCUGUCAAGUAAGACUUAUCUGGUAGACUUUGUGAUCCUCUGCAUCGGACGAUUCAGCGAUGUUCCAAACAUUCCUGAAUUCCCUCUGAACAAGGGACCGGAAUCAUUUCAUGGAAAAGUUAUACACUCCAUGGACUAUGCCAAUAUGGAUUAUGAAAGGGCAGCUAAAUUUGUGACAGGAAAGCAAAUAACAGUUGUUGGGUCUCAGAAGUUUGCAAUUGACAUUGCAAUGGAAUGUUCAAAUGCUAAUGGGAUAGAAAAUCCAUGCACAUUGUUGUACAGAACAGAACACUGGAAUAUUCCAGACUACUUUCCAUGGGGUAUGUCUUUAGCAUUACUCUACUUCAAUCGCUUCUCCGAGCUCUUGGUUCAUAAGCCUGGCGAAGGCUUCCUGCUCAGUCUCCUUGCAACACUGCUGUCUCCUCUGAGAUGGAUGUUUUCAAAAUUUGUGGAAACAUAUGCAAGUAAGAAGCUUGGAUUAUACAAGUAUGGGAUGAUACCUAAGCAAAGUUUCCUUCAAGAUAUUAGUUCUUGUGUGGUUGCCAUAGUCCCUGAAAAGUUCUUUGAUCGAGUCCAAGAGGGAAGCAUCGUAUUGAAGAAAUCAUCCGCUAGCUUCGGCUUUGUCGAAGAAGGCAUUCUGGUUGAGGGGGAUGCAUCUACUCUGAUCAAGACGGAGUUAGUCAUAUUGGCAACAGGGUUUAGAGGUGAAAAGAAGCUUAAAGACAUCUUUGUGUCUCCUACCUUUCAGGACUAUAUAACGGGACCGAAGGACGCGAUAUUGCCCCUCUACAGGCAAUGCAUACAUGGACGAAUUCCACAACUAGCUGUAAUCGGAUUCUCUGAGAGUAUCUCAAACUUGUACACCUCUGAGAUGAGAUGCAGAUGGCUAGCAGAGCUCCUUGCCGGCACGUUCAAGGUACCUAGCAUAAAAGAGAUGGAGAAAGAUGUGAAGAAAUGGGACAAAUAUGCAAAGCAAUAUGCGGGAGAGUACUACCGAAGAUCAUGCAUCGGUGCCCUUCAUAUAUGGUACAAUGACCAAUUGUGCAAGGACAUGGGAUGGAGCCACAAAAGGAAGAAGGGAAUGUUUGCAGAACUAUUUGAGCCCUAUACUCCAAUGGAUUAUGUUUCCCCUUAA
This is a messenger RNA of Fragaria vesca subsp. vesca, 1560 nucleotides long. RefSeq names its product probable flavin-containing monooxygenase 1-like. Gene Ontology annotation, molecular function: N,N-dimethylaniline monooxygenase activity; NADP binding; flavin adenine dinucleotide binding. The transcript is spliced from 5 exons. The record is from RefSeq and is a predicted model, not a curated record. Bases 1 to 1560 code for a protein of 519 amino acids. Lineage: Eukaryota; Viridiplantae; Streptophyta; Magnoliopsida; Rosales; Rosaceae.